Molecule: messenger RNA, 2776 nt
Organism: Triticum dicoccoides
Lineage: Eukaryota; Viridiplantae; Streptophyta; Magnoliopsida; Poales; Poaceae
Product: probable DNA helicase MCM9
Exons: 21
Coding region: 83-2143 (686 amino acids)
Biological process (GO): double-strand break repair via homologous recombination
Cellular component (GO): nucleus; MCM complex
Molecular function (GO): ATP hydrolysis activity; ATP binding; single-stranded DNA binding
Source: RefSeq, a predicted model, not a curated record
CUCCCUUCUCUCCUCCGUGAUGCCGCGGCCUGACCAGUGACCCCUAGCCGUUUCGCGUGGAAACCCCAAAAUCGCCGCCCAAAUGCCGCCGCCGGCGCAGCACGAGGAGUUCGACGCCGCCGACGGCGAGGCAUCCAAGUACGCAGAGCACGCGCCCAAGCUCGCGGAGUUCCUCUGCAGUUUCCACUCCGACGACCUCCGCCACAUCCUCCUCCACCCCGAGUCCACGCUCCACUUCCCCCUCGUCAUCGACUUCGCGGAGCUCCUGGACUUCGACCCCGGCUUGGCCAAAAUACUCUACAACGACCCCAAGGGCUUCCUCCCCUACUUCGACAGCGCCGCCCAGCGCGCCCAGAGUGAGGUGUUGUGCAUCCUCAAAAAGUGCGAGGCGCUGGGUAAUCCGGACGAGCCGAGGCCGUCUGCCGUGCAGAAGGGGUUCGUGCACGUGCGCGUCAACGUCUGCGGGUCGCCACUGGAAUUCCCUGAGUCGUCGCCGAGCAUUGGGAAGGUGAGGGUGAAGCAUAGGGGGAUUCUGCUGACCUUGAAGGGGACUGUGAUCAGGUCAGGAGGUGUGAAGAUGAUCGAGGGCAAGCGGUGGUACCAAUGCAGGAAAUGCAACUGCAGGUUCCGCUGCUAUCCUGAGCUAGAGGCUGGGAAUCGUAUAACUCUACCCGCAUCUUGCCCAUCCAUGAGUUCAAAAGGUUGUCAAAGUGCUUCUUUCCAAUUGAUAGGAGAUAGCAUAACCUGUCAUGAUUAUCAAGAAAUAAAAAUCCAAGAAAGCGUGCAACUUCUGGAUGUUGGGUCUAUACCCCGUUCCAUGCCUGUGAUUUUGAUGGAUGACCUUGUUGAUCUUGUUAAAGCUGGAGAUGAUGUCAUUGUUACGGGUAUAUUAUCUGCAAAGUGGUCUUCUGAUGUUAAGGAUGUGCGUUGCAACCUUGAUCCUAUGUUUAUUGCCAAUUAUGUGAGGAGAACUAAUGAGCUGAAGUCUGGUAUAGACAUCCCUGAGGAAAUUAUCAAGGAUUUCGAGCUUUUCUGGGCAGAAAACAGAGCUACUCCACUAGAAGGAAGAAAUAAAAUCUUGAAAGGCAUUUGUCCUCAGAUUUUUGGGUUAUUCACGGUAAAGCUUGCAGUUGCUCUUACGUUGAUUGGUGGAGUGCAGCAUGUUGAUGCUUCUGGAACAAAGGUUCGUGGCGAACCACAUAUGCUUCUUGUUGGUGAUCCAGGUACUGGUAAAUCCCAGUUUUUGAAGUUUGCUGCUAAAUUGAGCAACCGUUCUGUGAUUACAACUGGUCUUGGAAGUACCAGUGCUGGUUUGACUGUGACUGCUGUCAAGGAUGGAGGUGAGUGGAUGCUUGAGGCUGGUGCCCUUGUUCUGGCUGAUGGUGGUUUGUGCUGCAUAGAUGAAUUUGAUAGUAUGCGAGAGCAUGACAGGACAACAAUACAUGAAGCCAUGGAACAACAAACAAUAAGCGUUGCAAAGGCUGGACUGGUGACAACACUCAGUACAAGGACUACUGUCUUUGGUGCCACUAAUCCAAAAGGACAAUAUGAUUCAAAUGAAUCCUUGUCCGUGAAUACAACACUUUCAGGACCAUUGCUGAGUAGAUUUGAUAUAGUUCUUGUUCUCUUGGAUAAAAAGAACCCUAAGUUGGAUGGUAUAAUUUCAUCUCAUAUAUUAGCUCAGAGCACCAAAGCAGAAGAAAACAAGGCCAGUGACCCUGCCGUAAAAAGCACCCAACCUUUGGGUAUAAAAGAGUGGACACUCCCCUGUUUGAGAAGGUAUAUCCACUAUGUAAAACAGCGGUUCAAACCGGUGCUGACAAAGGAAGCAGAAAGUGUUAUCUCAGGCUAUUAUCAGCUUCAGCGGAGAGAUGGAACACAUAAUGCAGCGAGGACAACUGUGCGUAUGCUUGAGAGUUUGAUAAGGCUGGCACAAGCACACGCAAGAUUAAUGUUCAGAAAUGAGGUUACACGGCUUGAUGCUAUUGCUGCCAUAUUAUGCAUUGAGUCCUCCAUGACAAUAUCUGCAAUCAUAGACGGUGAUGGAAACGCUCUGAACUCCAAUUUCCAAGAGAACCCUGAUCAGGAAUAUAUCAAAGAGGAGCAGAAAAUUCGUGACAAGCUUGGGGAUUACCUAUACUAAUAUCUGAUGCAUCAAUACGGAGACCAAUGAGCGUACACGCAUAUCAUCUGCAGUUCUGCAUAGCAAUAUGAUUAGAGGGAGUACCAGCAUGUCCUGCAUACUGGCACAAGGCGUUAACGCCAAAUCUGUCAGUGAGUGGUUGAGUUUUUUUUUUAGCUUGUACCACGGCAAGCUAAAAGAACAAAGUAAGAAUAGCUGCUUCUUGAGGAACAUGAUACGUAAGCUAAAGCAGUUGAUGUGUAGCUUUUCCCUUGAUAAGUGAGAUUCAACGAACUGCUACUAUUUUGUUUUUGUUUUGGUAUGGCACCUGUUUUAAUCACCCUUUUGCAGUUUUGUCAGAUAUGCCAAAAAUACAUGUAAUGAUGGUUGCUUACCACUCUGAUGAGGAUUACACAUUAUGAAUCUUCUCACUCAAAUUGCAGCAAACUGGCUCGUUGAAAUCAGGCUAUUUCUUUGAAUCAAUGUCAAUCUCGUUUGUUUGUUCUUACAUAAAUGGAGUGCUAAAGUUUGAAGAUGUAUACUUCAUAUGGUUUUACCCGUUGUCUUGUAAAUCUCUAACAAUUUGGUAGCGCUGACUCUUGUAAUUAUGCAACAAGCAAACCAUAUAUAAUAUAUCAUUAGUGUUAGAAUCCA